CGGCGUUCGGUGCAGGCAGCCGCAGACCACCUGAGGUAACGCCGACCCCGCUCCCUGCCCGCGGGGCUCGGCGCUGGGGACGGGUCGCCCCCCGGGGCGCGGGGGAGAGCGGAGCCCGGCCGAGGGCAGGGGAAGCCCCCCGAGGCGCCGCGCGCGGGGCUCCAGGGCGUCCCGGGAAACCCGGGGCGCAGGACGCACGGUGCGCAGGCGUCCCGCGGCACUUUCCGAGCACGCAGGGGGUUAACUGGGACCCGCGGGGGCGGCGGAGAGCCGGGCGGCGCCCAGGAUCCGGCUCAGACGGCGCUCGCGGGCGUUAUUAACAAGGAGCGCAGGUGCCGGUGAGAACGCGCUCGCCGAAGGUAAGCCGAGGGUGGGACGCCCGGGACCAUCCGGCGCCGCCCGGUGCGCGCCGCUCCCCGAGCGCCCCUUUGGCGGCCGGGCCGGGCGAAGUCUGGGGCCUGGGGUUGGGGGAGCCCCCAGCCCGGCAGAGCCCCUGACCGACCGUGCGCCGCGCCCGCAGCCGAGCCCCGGAGCCAUGGCCUUGAGCGAGCUGGCACUGCUCCGCUGGCUGCAGGAGAGCCGUCACUCGCGGAAGCUUAUCCUGUUCAUCGUGUUCCUCGCGCUGCUGCUGGACAACAUGCUGCUCACCGUCGUGGUCCCCAUCAUCCCAAGUUACUUGUACAGCAUCGAGCAUGAGAAAGAUGCUAUAGAAAUCCAGACUGCCAAGCCAGUGCUCAAAGCCUCCACCUUCGGCAGCUUCCAGAACAUCUUCUCCUAUUAUGACAACUCCACCGUGGUCGCCGGCAAUAGCACCGGCAGCCUUCAGGGGGCGCUGCUGCAUGAGGCCACCACGCAGCGCACAGUGACUAACAGGUCCACUGCCCCUUCCGACUGUCCCAGUGAAGACAAAGACCUCCUGAAUGAGAACGUGCAGGUCGGCCUGUUGUUUGCCUCGAAAGCCACCGUCCAGCUCCUCACCAACCCAUUCAUAGGACUGUUGACCAACAGGAUCGGCUAUCCCAUUCCAAUGUUCACGGGAUUCUGCAUCAUGUUUAUCUCAACAGUUAUGUUCGCCUUCUCCCGCAGUUACGCCUUCCUGCUGAUCGCCAGGUCCCUGCAGGGCAUCGGUUCCUCCUGCUCUUCUGUAGCUGGGAUGGGCAUGCUGGCCAGCGUGUACACAGAUGACGAGGAGAGAGGCAAUGCCAUGGGGAUUGCCCUGGGAGGCCUGGCCAUGGGGGUCUUAGUGGGCCCCCCCUUUGGGAGUGUGCUGUACGAGUUUGUGGGGAAGACAGCUCCGUUCCUGGUGCUGGCUGCCCUGGUGCUCUUGGAUGGAGCUAUUCAGCUCUUCGUGCUCCAGCCAUCCCGGGUGCAGCCAGAGAGCCAGAAGGGGACGCCGCUAACCACCCUGCUGAAGGACCCGUACAUCCUCAUCGCCGCAGGGUCCAUCUGCUUUGCAAACAUGGGGAUUGCCAUGCUGGAGCCAGCCCUGCCCAUCUGGAUGAUGGAGACCAUGUGUUCCCACAAGUGGCAGCUGGGCGUUGCUUUCUUACCAGCUAGUAUUUCUUAUCUCAUUGGAACCAAUAUUUUUGGGAUCCUUGCGCACAAGAUGGGGAGGUGGCUUUGUGCUCUUCUAGGAAUGAUAAUUGUUGGAUUCAGCAUUUUAUGUAUUCCUCUUGCAAAAAACAUUUAUGGACUCAUAGCUCCCAACUUUGGAGUUGGUUUUGCAAUUGGCAUGGUGGAUUCGUCAAUGAUGCCCAUCAUGGGCUACCUGGUUGACCUGCGGCACGUGUCCGUCUAUGGGAGCGUGUAUGCCAUUGCCGAUGUAGCAUUUUGUAUGGGAUAUGCUAUAGGUCCUUCCGCUGGUGGGGCUAUCGCAAAGUCAAUUGGAUUUCCAUGGCUCAUGACAAUUAUUGGAAUAAUUGAUAUUCUUUUUGCUCCUCUCUGCUUUUUUCUCCGAAGUCCACCUGCCAAGGAAGAAAAAAUGGCUAUCCUCAUGGAUCACAACUGCCCCAUUAAAACAAAAAUGUAUACUCAGAAUAAUAUCCAGUCGUAUCCGAUAGGUGAGGAUGAAGAAUCUGAAAGUGACUGAGACCCUCAGAAGUCAUCCAAGUAUCUAAUUGUAUAAAACAGUGUUUCCAGUGAAAUGACUCAUCCAGAACUGUCUUAGUGAUACCACUCAUCCCUGGUGAAAGAGUAAAACAACCAAAGGUUUUCUUUUCCAUGGUUAUGAUCGAUUGCCAACAGCCUUAUAAAGAAAAAGCAGCUUUUCUAGGGGUUUGUAUAAAUAGUGUUGAAAACUUUAUUUUAUGUAUUUGAUUUUAUUAAAUAUUAUACAAUAUAUUUUGACGAAAUAGUGUAAAUCUAUAAAUAUUUGAAUCCAAAUCCAAUAUAAUUUUUUAACUUACAUUCACGAACACCUGGGCAAAAAAGUCUUAUAUAUUUUCUGAAUAUUGGUAAUGAGUGUUUAAAGCACGCAUUAUCUCCGAGACACUUCCAAUAAUGAGGAACUAGAAGGAAGUCUGAAAAACAGAAUCAAGUAAGAUGGCAUAUAUUAUAUAGUGACACUGAAUGUUGAGAUACUGAACUUGUAAUUACAGUUGACCUUGAACAACACAGGGUUUGGGGAUGCCGACAACCCAUGCAGUCGAAAACCUGCAUACAACUUUACAGCCAGCCCUUCGUAUCCAUGGUUUCAUAUCUCUGGAUUCAAUCAACCACAGACCAUGUAGUACUACAGUCUGUAUUUAUUGAAAAAAUUCUGCAUAUAAGUGGACCCGUGCAGUUCAAACCGUGUUGUUCAAGGGUCAACUGUACUGUCAGUAUAUUCAUGAGUUAAAAGCUAGUUUUCUCAGAUGCAGAAGACAAGAACUUGAGCCAGUCAUCUUUCGGAUUUAUCCAUGAAUCUCAGCAGGCAUUAGUUUUCUAUGUAAUCACCUACCUGGAAACAGAUGGUUGUAAAUUAUAUGUUUACAUGUCAUGUGGUUGGCAACAAACAUAAAAGCCAAUAAGGGUAAAAUAGUAAAUGUUCUGAAAGUAGAGAAAAGCACCCAAAAGUAUAGUUAUAAACAACUAGAAGCUUUCCCUUUCAGAUAUAUACUUGUCUUACCAGAUGACAGAAAAUUGAGGAUAGAUACACCUUACUUAUACUGUCAGGGUUGUUUAAGCAUGAUGAGAUAUAUCAACACCUAGCUCAGGUUUUAGAAAAGAAAUUUAAAAGGCUAAUAGCUGCUGUGAUGUGAAAAAAUCAGACUAUAAUUAUCUUUGAGCUGGAAGUCAUCCAAGUGUUUUCUAGGGAUCUACUAAUUUUGAGUUGUUUGAAACUAUUAUUUUUUUAGACUUCUGAACGUUGUUCACAUCAAUGUGAAAACAAAUUUUACAUGAAGAUGAAGAAGGAAUGAAAUUGUCUUGAAUAGUGUUAGGAAAACAGGUAAAAAUAAUGGGGUGGUCAGGGCACACCCCCUUUCACAGGCAGGAAAAAACCCAAACAUCUAAAAAUGUCUAUGUAAUACUGUAUCACCUAGUGCUGUGUGAUGUAGUUUUUCUAAGCAUGAUGACAUUGAUGUGCCUUUUCGAUGUGAUAGCAAGUACUGUGUUAGUGAACAUUGUUAGUUUACAUCGAGUUUUGUAUGAGAUAUGAAGAUAGUGUGGAAUGUCUCAAAUAACACUUGUUCAUUCUGUAGUUCUGUAAUCGUAAACAAAAACUACUUAAUGUCAGUUCUUUGUUAAGCUAAAAUUGUGCUCCUGUUAACUUGGAAGGACCCCUCAACCUUAUAAUUCUCUAAGAAAGUAGCUAAUACUUCCCAUUUUCUUUAUGAAGCUUUUUUUGUGGGGCUUUGAUCUGAAGUCUGGUUUUCAAGUGCAUGUGUUGGAAGCAAACAAGCGUCCUACUCGUGUUUGCGUUGGGCGACUUACACAAGGACUCUGCUUUGCUGGAGGCGCUUCUGUGGCUAAAGUAAAAAGGCAGGACUGCUCUCUACUUCCGGAGGGGAGAGCCUUAAAAAAGAACGUGCUGCAAAUCAAUUCUCUGGCGGGGUUUGUGGUUCUCCUCACUCCCAAUACCAUGUAACUUAUCCCUCUUUUAUUUUUGCCUGCAAGGUUUCAGUCUCUUCAAGAAUGACUGGCAGCCAUGUCUGCUGGUGAUCCCAAGAGAUCAUAUAAAAGAUACAUAUUUUUCAGAACUGUUUUGGGAGCAAAAGGUAUCAGUUGUAUCUGAAGGAGAAAAAAAUUGUAAGGUCUUUUAUAUGACCAGUAUUCUGGGAUUGGCAAGACUAUGGAAAGAAAAGCUUUUUUUUUUUUUUUUUAUGUGUGUAUCAGAACAAAGAACACACAGCUCUCUGAACAUUUAUUUUUUGAGCAGAGGUGUUUUUUAUGUUUGUACCUGGCAAAACAGAUACAAAAAGCUUAAUGAGGUAGUGAUGAAUAUUCAAUUCUUUCUUUUGACUGCUAAGUGUAUCCACCUACGUCAUGUUUUAGCUAGUUUACUUAAUAAAUCUUCUGAACACUA
Aethalodelphis obliquidens (Pacific white-sided dolphin) is the source of this 4504-nucleotide messenger RNA. It is a transcript of the gene SLC18A2, whose product is annotated as solute carrier family 18 member A2. The transcript has 15 exons. Lineage: Eukaryota; Metazoa; Chordata; Mammalia; Artiodactyla; Delphinidae. Gene Ontology annotation, molecular function: xenobiotic transmembrane transporter activity; serotonin:sodium:chloride symporter activity. The record is from RefSeq and is a predicted model, not a curated record. Bases 536 to 2089 code for a protein of 517 amino acids. Gene Ontology annotation, cellular component: terminal bouton; synaptic vesicle membrane. Gene Ontology annotation, biological process: transmembrane transport; aminergic neurotransmitter loading into synaptic vesicle; xenobiotic transport.